AUGUUACUCAUACUUUGGAAUCAACUGAGAUUCUCUAAACGCAAACUUAAGAUGAGCUUAUUGUAUAGUGAAGUUCCUUGGGGUAUUAGAUUUUUACAAAAGUUGACAGAAAAUUGUUGUCCAAGAUUUCACUUCAACAGGGAAAUAUGUUACCGUGCAAGUGUAGUGUUUUUAACAUACAUUGCUUAUAUGUGCUAUCAUAUGUCCAGAAAGCCAAUUUCAGUUGUGAAAGCAGUGUUACAUAGAAACUGUAGCAGUUUGAAACCUCCUGAAGACAAUGAACCCAACAACUGGUGUGAUUGGGCCCCUUUUGAUGGCACUGAUUCCAGUGCAACGCAAAUGCUGGGAGAGUUGGACUCGUCCUUUUUAUUUUGCUAUGCGAUAGCCAUGUUCUUUUCCGGUUUCAUAGCCGAAAGAGUCAACCUGAGGUAUUUCCUGAGUUUGGGCAUGUUAAUGUCCGGAAUAUUCAGUUAUUUAUUAGGUAUCGCAAAGACGUAUGAUAUACAUAGUCUGACGUAUUAUGUAGUAGUUCAAGGAAUGGCUGGAGUGUUUCAAACAACGGGCUGGCCUGGUGUUGUAACAGUAAUGAGUAACUGGUUUGGAAAAAGCAAAAGAGGCCUUAUUUUCGGGCUGUGGAAUUCACAUACGAGUAUUGGAAACAUUUUAGGUUCUUUGAUUGCGGCUGAAUAUGUUGAAACGGAUUGGGCAUUGUCGUUCAUAAUGCCAGGAUUAUACAUAGGAGCAGCUGGGUUUAUUUUGUUUUUAUUCCUGGUAGUCAACCCCAAUGACGUUGGAUGCGUGACUUCUGAUGUGGUACCAGAUAGAACAAAAAGAUAUAGACCUUUGGAAAACCACGUAGCAAACAACGAUGAAUCUUCUGGAGUGGGCUCAGAUGUGGAUGAUACUGACAUUAUUAUUGGAGAGCAAGGAGUCAUUUCUCGAUCACGAUAUUUGGCCAAUAACCAUUUAGAAGUUCAAAGAAGGCUGACCGAACGCAGCCAGUUACUUCCUAGCACGUCUUCAUCAGAACCUGAACCGGCUAUCGGUUUCUUGGACGCCUGUUUCAUACCAGGCGUCAUCGAGUUCUCUUUCGCUCUGUUCUUCUCGAAAUUAGUCAGUUACACCUUUUUGUACUGGCUCCCGUUGUACGUCAAUUCUUCUACUACAAUGGGAGCAACACUAAGUGCAGACAUGUCCACCCUGUUUGAUGUGGGUGGCAUAGCCGGGGCUGUGAUAGCUGGCGUCCUGUGUGAUAAAACAGAGAUGCCAGCGUCGACGUGCGCUUUGAUGUUGAUCCUUGCUGCCCCAUUGAUGCUGGUUUAUGAAAGACUCAGUACGAUUAGUUUAGGGGUGAACAUGGUUCUUCUGGUAGUGGUCGGUUUACUGGUCAAUGGACCGUACGCUUUGAUAACCACGGCGGUUUCUGCAGAGCUAGGUACUCACCACAGUCUGGAAGGAAAUUCCAAGGCACUAGCUACCGUGACAGCUAUAAUCGAUGGGACUGGAUCCAUCGGAGCUGCAGUGGGGCCAUUAUUGGCAGGAUUUGUAUCAAACUAUGGCUGGCAAAAAGUAUUUUUAAUGUUAAUGAUCUCAGAUAUCUUUGCUCUUCUUCUCUUGCUGCGUUUAGUAAAAAAUGAAAUUAAGAAGUUCAGAAACAUACGUAGAGCAGGUAUCCGAAUAGAAUGA
Messenger RNA from Phaedon cochleariae (mustard beetle), 1686 nucleotides. The record is from the annotation of a GenBank genome assembly. Lineage: Eukaryota; Metazoa; Arthropoda; Insecta; Coleoptera; Chrysomelidae.